AGGAAAGAAAAAGGAGAUCCUCUAAACAUUGCAAUUGAUAAGAUGACCAAGAAAACAAGAGAUCUAAGGAGACAGCUUCGGAAAGCAGUGAUGGAUCACAUAUCUGAUUCUUUCUUGGAAACCAACGUCCCUUUGCUAGUUCUCAUUGAGGCUGCAAAGAGUGGGAAUGAAAAGGAAGUGAAGGAAUAUGCCCAGGUUUUCCGUGAACACGCCAACAAGCUGGUGGAGGUUGCCAACUUGGCCUGUUCCAUCUCCAACAAUGAGGAAGGGGUCAAAUUAGUCCGGAUGGCGGCCACCCAGAUUGACAGCCUGUGUCCCCAGGUCAUCAAUGCCGCUCUCACACUGGCUGCUCGACCACAGAGCAAAGUUGCUCAGGACAACAUGGACGUCUUCAAAGACCAGUGGGAGAAGCAGGUCCGAGUGCUGACAGAGGCGGUGGAUGACAUCACCUCAGUGGAUGACUUCCUUUCUGUCUCAGAAAAUCACAUAUUGGAGGAUGUGAACAAGUGUGUGAUAGCCCUCCAAGAGGGGGAUGUGGACACUCUGGACCGGACUGCAGGGGCCAUCAGGGGCCGGGCAGCUCGAGUCAUACACAUCAUCAAUGCUGAGAUGGAGAACUAUGAAGCUGGUGUUUAUACUGAGAAGGUGCUAGAAGCUACAAAAUUGCUCUCUGAGACAGUGAUGCCACGCUUUGCUGAACAAGUGGAGGUUGCCAUUGAAGCCCUGAGUGCCAACGUCCCUCAACCUUUUGAGGAGAAUGAGUUCAUCGAUGCCUCUCGCCUGGUGUAUGACGGCGUUCGGGACAUUAGAAAGGCUGUGCUGAUGAUCAGGACCCCAGAAGAACUAGAGGAUGAUUCUGACUUUGAGCAGGAAGAUUAUGACGUGCGCAGCCGGACAAGUGUUCAGACCGAGGAUGACCAGCUUAUCGCAGGGCAGAGUGCACGGGCCAUCAUGGCGCAACUACCACAGGAGGAGAAGGCAAAAAUAGCUGAGCAGGUGGAGAUAUUCCACCAAGAGAAAAGCAAGCUGGAUGCUGAAGUGGCCAAAUGGGACGACAGUGGCAAUGAUAUAAUUGUGCUGGCCAAGCAGAUGUGUAUGAUCAUGAUGGAAAUGACAGACUUCACAAGAGGCAAAGGCCCAUUGAAAAAUACAUCUGAUGUCAUUAAUGCUGCCAAGAAAAUUGCCGAAGCAGGUUCUCGAAUGGACAAAUUAGCUCGUGCUGUGGCUGAUCAGUGUCCUGAUUCAGCAUGUAAGCAGGAUUUAUUAGCCUACCUUCAACGAAUUGCCUUGUAUUGCCAUCAGCUUAAUAUCUGCAGCAAGGUGAAGGCAGAAGUACAGAAUCUGGGAGGAGAGCUCAUUGUGUCAGGGACAGGAGUUCAGAGCACUUUCACUACCUUUUAUGAGGUAGAUUGUGAUGUCAUAGAUGGGGGCAGGGCUAGUCAACUUUCUACCCACCUCCCAACCUGUGCUGAGGGAGCUCCAGUCGGGAGUGGAAGCAGUGAUUCCUCCAUGCUGGACAGUGCCACAUCCCUCAUCCAGGCAGCUAAAAACCUGAUGAAUGCUGUUGUCCUCACGGUGAAAGCAUCCUAUGUGGCCUCAACCAAAUACCAGAAGGUGUAUGGGACAGCAGCCGUCAACUCCCCUGUUGUGUCCUGGAAGAUGAAGGCUCCAGAGAAGAAGCCCCUUGUGAAGAGAGAAAAGCCCGAAGAAUUCCAGACGCGAGUUAGACGAGGUUCUCAGAAGAAACACAUUUCUCCUGUACAGGCUUUAAGUGAAUUCAAAGCCAUGGAUUCCUUCUAGGACGAUAGGCUCUAAAAGAAAGCUUUUUCUUUGUUUUGUUUUGUUUUGUUUUUCUUUCCUUUUCUUUGUAAUUCCAUUUUUGUAUGCAUACCUGCCGACUCAUAUGCCUCAGGCAUGGGGAAAUUAAGGGAGCAGUGUCUGCAUGUAAGAUAAGAUGUGGUCAAUACUACUGACCCGUCUGUAGCCCGGGGAGGGGACAGGGAAUUCCUGUUCUGAUGUGGCACAGAACUGUCCUUUGCAACAUUCUCAUAAAAGUGGGCAAAGAGUUCGCAUCGCAAUGUUUACGGGAGCGGGAGGGAUGGGGAAAAUAAACUUAACUCUACAAAAGCAAACUCUAAUGCAUGCAAGAAUCAUUAGGUUGGCAGGUAUAUUAAUAAGUGAAAAAUCUGGAAGUGUAAUGGUAGAACAUAAAGCUUGUAUUGCUUCUGUUUCAGUGCAAAAAUGUACUAGCCAAUACGCUUAAGUGUGUGGCCCACAAAUUGAACAAUUCAACUUUGACAUCCAUAAUAUUAUGUGGAUUUUUUACUAGGAGGAAACUAACUCAUCCAGCCUAAAAUGCUUCUUUUAAUCUGUAUUCUGUUCUUUCUCUUCUAGUAGUGCCAUUACUAGUGCUCAUGUGAUAAAUUUUUCCCCCUUUACUGAAAACAAUAAACAUUUAUUUGAAACAAUUAUAAUCCUUCUGGGGGCACUGGAAGCACAAUGUGGUGAUCAAUCUUGCUUUUACUUUUUUUAAAAUUUUAACUAUGAUUUUGCUAGAAAUAGGAGGCCCAGUGGUGGUGGAAUGUUAGAGGAAUGGAAACUGACAAUAUGUGUGAAGGUUUAGGGGCAAAUACAUAGGUGUAGUUUGGAGUGCUGGUAUCUAAUAUACCGUUGUAUCCACUAACUCGAAAUAAACACAGUUAAUCUUGACAUCUGAA
Messenger RNA from Ceratotherium simum simum (southern white rhinoceros), 2717 nucleotides. RefSeq names its product catenin alpha 2 (gene CTNNA2). Gene Ontology annotation, molecular function: structural molecule activity; actin filament binding; cadherin binding. Gene Ontology annotation, cellular component: catenin complex; adherens junction; actin cytoskeleton. NCBI's taxonomy places the organism in Eukaryota, Metazoa, Chordata, Mammalia, Perissodactyla, Rhinocerotidae. The record is from RefSeq and is a predicted model, not a curated record. Gene Ontology annotation, biological process: cell-cell adhesion; cell migration.